This is a messenger RNA of Dipodomys ordii (Ord's kangaroo rat), 1041 nucleotides long. RefSeq names its product COMM domain containing 9 (gene Commd9). The transcript is spliced from 7 exons. The record is from RefSeq and is a predicted model, not a curated record. The coding region runs from base 27 to 626 and encodes 199 amino acids. Lineage: Eukaryota; Metazoa; Chordata; Mammalia; Rodentia; Heteromyidae.
GCCACCGGACACGUGAUAUCAGGAAGAUGGCCGCCCUGACAGCUGAAGACUUCGCCGCGCUUCAGAGUCUGCUGAAGGCAUCCUCAAAAGAUGUUGUCAGACAACUAUGUCAAGAGAGCUUUUCCAUUUCGGCCGUUGACUCAAAAAAUCUCUUGGAUAUUACGUGUUCCAGCUUGUCUGUGACCCAGGAGGAGGCAAAGCAAUUACUCCAGGCUCUGCAUCACCUCACUAGGCUGGUGACAUUCCGUGACCUGUCAUCCUCUGAAGCAAUCCUGGCUCUCUUUCCAGAAAAUUUCCACCAAAACCUCAAAAACCUGCUGACAAAAAUCAUCCUAGAACGUGUGUCUUCAUGGAGAACAGAAGCGCAAGCAAAUCAGAUUUCUCUGCCACGCCUUGUUGACCUGGAUUGGAGAGUGGAUAUCAAAACCUCCUCAGACAGCAUCAGUCGCAUGGCUGUUCCUACCUGCCUACUCCAGAUGAAGAUUCAGGAAGAUCCCAGUCUGUGCGGAGACAAACCCUCCAUCUCUGCUGUGACCAUGGAGCUGAGCAAAGAAACACUGGACACCAUGUUAGAUGGGCUCGGCCGCAUCCGAGACCAGCUUUCUGCUGUGGCCAAUAAAUCAUGAGACCAGCUGCAGUCUUCCUGAGGCUGACACACAGAGGCCUCCAUCUUUAAAGGCACCCAGGUGCAUCUUCAUGACUGCUGUAGCCAGAAGAAGGAAUGUGUACUACUUCUUCAGCUGUCUCCACAUAGCCAUUUGGUGAACUCAGGCUGAAACUCCUGGGCUUACCUCAUGAGUUUACUGCUGACAGUAACUCUGAGGAGUUCAUUUCAAGCCCUGGAUCACAGGAAGAAUCAGGCUGGUGGUGCCAGCAAUGUCUGCUUAUCUGUCAGAGAAGCCAGGCAAAUGCCACAGAGACUGGCCACUACUACCUGGGCCUUCAGGCCCGGCUGGACCACCUUCCUGAUCCAGAAGUUCGAAACACUGCUGAGUGAAGAUGUGGGAAUGAUCGGAAAUAAAUACGAGUCUUAUGAUUCUA